This is a messenger RNA of Schistosoma spindalis, 5180 nucleotides long. The record is from the annotation of a GenBank genome assembly. Lineage: Eukaryota; Metazoa; Platyhelminthes; Trematoda; Strigeidida; Schistosomatidae.
GGAAAGCAACUUUUAGUACCGCCAGAUUUAUGAACUGUCUAAUGGUGGAGGGUUUACCAUCAUGAGCUCACAGUCUUCUCUGAAUGAUAUAUCGAAUGCUAUCAGACAAGAGAUUAUACGAUUCGAAAGUGUUCAUCCAAAUAUCUAUGCUAUAUACGACCUUAUUGACGCAGUUGAGGAUAAAAACUUAGCGGAAUCAUUGCGUCAGUUAGUUGUGUCAAUUGAAGACGCAUUCGUCAAUAGUCAGGAGUGGACACUAAGUAAUGGUGUUCCAGGUAUAAAACUGGGGCUUCUUGGUUCUGUUCAAAGUGGGAAGUCUGCCUUAGUACAUCGUUAUCUCACAGGAGCGUAUGUUCACGAUGAGUCGCCAGAAGGUGGAAGAUUUAAAAAAGAGCUAUCUUUGGACAACCAGAGUCACCUGCUUUUAAUUCGUGAUGAAGGCGGUCCGCCCGAUCUUCAGUUUAGUCAAUGGGUCGAUGGAGUUAUAUUUGUGUUUAGCCUUGAAAACAUAGAAAGUUACCAAGUAGUCUAUGACUACUAUGCUCGUCUUUCAACUUACAGGAGUACCGCUAGUUUACCCAUAAUUCUUGUUGGGACUCAAGAUUCGAAUUGUGAGCCAUAUGUGCGUGUGAUAGAUGAUGCUCGUGCUCGAAAACUUGCCAAUGAUCUAAAGCGUUGUGCGUAUUAUGAGACAUGUGCUGCUUAUGGCCUAAACGUUGAACGUGUUUUUCAGGAUGCAUGUCUAAAAAUACUUCAGUUACGUACCUCUGGUAACUCACCUGUCCCAAGACCUAUCACACCCCAGAUUUCAUCGAAUUCACAACAGAGAGCAUGUGCUAAUAGUCCUGUUGAAUGUGUACCAAUUGUUGGAAUAAGUCAAUCACAACAGUCUCUGUUUUCGAAUGUAGUGAAUGCUCGCGAGGGUCCUCUCCUGAUGAAAAACCCCGAUUCUGGUUUACACCAAACUCUUUUGCAUCCUACCAAACCUAAUCUGCUUAGCAUUGCAAAACACUCCUUAACAUUGGAUUUCCGACCAUCUGAGCGCGAUAAUUUCUUCGCAGAUGUCAAACCUAUUCGAGCUAAUAUUUCUACUACUGAUCCAGCUGAAGAUUGGGCUACUCAUCCAUUUCUAUUGGACGAAAGGCAUCAGCAUCCUCUAUUCCGUUGUCCAGAGUACGUACCAACGGAGUAUGCUGAAAGCAUAUUUCAAUCACCUUCUCCUCAUGUCUAUUCAGAAUAUAGCGGCAAAAUUCCAUAUCCACCUAGUACUUCUGAUAAUGGAGUUUCUACACCACAACCUCUCUCUGCACCUGCAGCUUCCGCUAUCGGAUACUCUCCAUUUAAUGUUUCACCAAACUUUCCAUCAGGCACGCUUGCUGCUGCUAGUAGUGUAUCUUCUAUUGGAUUAGGGGUUGAAGCACAAAAACGUAAUGAAGAUGAGCGUGAACGAGAGAAGAAAUUGAAUGGAAUCGGAAGUGGACGUGCGAUUCCACUAAAGCAAGGAUUUUUGUACAAACGAACUUGUAAACCAUUAAGUAAAGAAUGGAAAACUAAAAAGUAUGUCACUUUAACAGAUGAUGCUCGUCUUACUUAUCAUCCAAGUAUUCAUGAUUAUAUGGAUAAUUCACAUGGUAAAGAAAUUGACUUAAGUAGAACAACCGUCAAAAUUCCUGGUGUAGCAUUUCGUCAAGUUGGAAGUCGUAUAACAAGUAAUGGUCUGUUGCGAAGUCAAUUAAAUGAUGGUGGUACAGAUCGUCGAUCAACUGGCGUAGAUGUUAAGAAUCCUACUGAAAAUUCAGCCCCUAUUAAUGAUAAUUCAGCAUCAGGAGGCAAAGAUUCAUCAUCAGUGAAAAAACGUCAUCGACGUAUUAAAUCUAAUCCAAAGAGUAAUAAUGCUGAUGGUUCAGAUUCCGAAGGUUAUGAAUUUCAGUUGAUAUCAAUGGAUCGUCAGUGGCAUUUUGAAGCGACUGGUCCAGAUGAACGAGAUGAAUGGGUUAUGUAUAUUGAACGUGCUAUUAUGACAAGACUUCAAUUAAAUGAAUCAUCUAAACGUACUCGUGCUAUUGCUGCUACUGGGUGUACUACAGGAGGUGGUGGCGCUAGUGGUUCCAACCACCUUUCCAAUGUUAGUGGAUUAGGUUCAGGGAGUGGUCGACAUGGUGAUUCCAACAGUCUUAAUUCUAGUCGUUGUGGUGCAGGUGAUGCUAAUGAAUUAGCUGUUACAGAACAUUUAAUUCAGAGUAUAAGAUCUGCAGCUGGAAAUGAUUUUUGUGCAGACUGUGGUGCACCAGAACCAGAUUGGGCAAGUCUUAAUUUAGGCGCUAUGGUUUGUAUUAGUUGCAGUGGUAUACAUCGGCAACUUGGAACACAUAUUUCACGUAUACGUUCUUUACACUUAGAUGAAUGGUCUACUGAAUCUGUCACUGUAAUGAGUGCUAUUGGUAAUACAUUAGCUAAUUCUGUUUGGGAAGCUGCUGCACCUGUAAAUGCUGGGAAUCUACGGAAACCAGAUCCUUCAAGUUCACGAGAGGAAAAGGAGAUGUGGAUUCGAGCUAAAUAUCAACAUCGAGAAUUUCUGCCUCCAUUACCCUAUCCUGAUGCUCCACUUCAACGACAGUUGAUUGAUGCAAUAGCUCGUCAAGAUACACGUCAAGUUAUACUCUGUCUAGCUUUAGCUACACCUGAAACAGUCAAUGCAGCUUAUUCACUUCAAGAUCCACGAGCAGCUAUACACAUUGCUGCUACUCUCGGAAAUCUAGUUUAUUUACAGUUGCUUUUAUGGUACAAUGGUGAUCCAACUGUGACAGAUCAUGAAGGAAGAAAUGCAUUCUAUUAUGCUCAUUGUUCAAAAAAUUAUGAUUGCGCUGAUUUCCUGUUGCGAAAUAGUUGUCCAAAACAACUGGUACCACCUAUUCCUCCUAAUAAUAUGCCUUCAACAAUUCGUUCUUCACAAAAUAUUAUGCCGCAACAAAUUGUUCAGUCACAUUCCAUAAUUCAUGGACCUUCAAUAUCAACUGGGCUUUCAUCUGGUGUUGCAGACAUAAAUAUUAGUAAUAGUAUAAACUCAGGUCUUGUACAACCUCAUCAUUUUUCACAUCUUCAGCAACAUCAGUCCUCUGCUGCUGUUGUCGCUUCUGAAGUAGGAACUCAUUUAAGCGGACAAUUACCUUCUUAUCAUCCUAUGACCACGGGUUCUGUAACAGCAAAUCAGCAACUAUCUCAAGUUGUAGGAUCAAAUCAUCCACUUGUAUCGGCUUCUGGAAAUAUGUAUACAGGAAAUGUGAAUCAAGCUUUAGGUGCUACCCUUCCUCGUCGGCGUGCCCCAAUAGGUCCAUUUCCUCCCGGUGCAAUACCUCCUACUCUUCAACCAUUUCCACGACCAAAUAUACAACAACAAGUAUCAGUUAGUAAUACUCAUCGACCUACCUCUUCAGUUAUUCAGUCAGUUACUCGCCCUAUAACACCGAAUGCUAUGCUAAGAACAUCCUUGGUUAGUUCAUCACAACCACCUCAUACACGUUCAGCAUCAAAUACUGCUGCUACACUGUCCCAACCAUAUGUUUCUACUAGUCAAGAAGUUGGAUUGUAAGCUUUAUAAAUACCAUCAAAUUUAAUUUGUUAUUGCCCAUCACCUCCAAUUGAUUUCUUUCUUAUCAUCUUACAUUGUAACAAAUUGCAUUUACUUCAAUAAAUAAACGCUAUUUAAAUACAAUUAUACUGUAAACUUUUAAAAGUUUGUCUUCACUCUUACCCAACCUUCCUGGAAAAAGAACAUUUCGUGCAAUAUUAACAAUAAACCCAUAUAUUCAUUUAUAACAUUGUCUUCCAGUGUACUAAAAUAAUGAUUAUUAUUAUUAUUAUUAAUAACAUACUUUUAAUUGCUUAUCCCUCAGGAUAUAUUCAUGUCUGAAACUGUUUUUGUAUGGAUACUUUUACACAAUUACUACUACUACUCAUACAAAUUGGCUUCCUAUUGCGCUUUUUACUCUUUGUGCAAAAAAUGUAAUUCAAGUUGAAAUUAACUAGACAUCAAUUAUAUUUACUUCAAUUUAAUUGUUCAUAUUGUGCUGUAUGCAAACAUAUAACUAUGUAUUGUCUAUGCAGAGUUGUUUCUUUUCUUCCAUUCUCCCUCUCUCUCUCUCUCUCUUUCGCUCUCUCCCCCCCACCCUUUAAAUAUAUGUACAUGGCUAUACAAAACCUAAGUAAUUGAUUGUUUUCUAAAUAUAUUUAUUAUAAUUAUUUUGUCGUUUACACACCUUGGUUAAUAUAAAUAUCCCAGUAAUAAUCCUUUUUUUAAAUAAUAAUAAUAAUCAUACAUUAUAACUGUAAUAAUAAGUAUUACUGAUUAAUACUACUUAAUUGAUUCAAUGUACAUUUGUUAUUCGUUUAUCAUUUUGUGUCAAUUGUUUGUUUGUUUGUUUGUUUUUAGAAGAAAAAAAAAAGUUUAUUUGUACAGAUAUCAUUUCUCUUCUAUCAUAUUAUGUUCUAUUUAUUUGAUUAUGGAAUGUACUUACAUUUGUAUGUGUAUUUUGUAUAAGUGUGUGUAUGUGUAAGUGUAAGUGUAAACGUUUUUUGUGCCCUGUCUGACUAUUUAUUUAGUUUAACCUUUCUAUUGUAAGUAACCUUUAUAUUAUUUUCUCCAUUAUUAUUAUUAUUCUUAUUAUCACCAUCAUUCAAUUGUGAAUAUGAGAUUACUUGUUUUUCUAUGAUAAUGUUGGUUGUUUUUUUUAAAGUGCAAAUAGGUUAAUCCCUAUUGAAAUAUAUACCUAUUUACUCUAAUGAUUUAACAUAAAACUUCUUGUUUUUUUUUUCUCUUGGUUCUUGUUUGUUUUUCUUUGUUUUGUUUAGCUUUUUAAUAUUGUAUGUACGUUCAAUCAUUGUAUUUGUCUGUUUGUUUGUUUGUUUGUGUGUUUGUUUUUUCAUUAAAUAGUAGAUGUACUCUACUGAGUAUUUGUAAUUUGUAAGGAUGAAUAAAAAUUAGGAUACAUGAUCUAUUAGUUAGAGUAUUUCACAUUCAUUUUCAUUUCAAAUAGUUGAGUAAUAGUAUCACAAAUCUGUUUUCCUAUCCGUUGUAUAACUAUAUACUUGGUUACCUAGUUAAGUUCAUUGAUUUAUUUAUUUAAAGAUAUAAAUUACAUGUUCACCGAUUGUACAUCGUCAACUCCAGCAUAUGAUUAGUG